GAGGAAUGGCGCCAUACCAAACCAGCGUUUCCAUUACGUUUAGCUCGGCUCCCCGCUUCUCGUCCUUCCACAGCAUCAGAAAACGUGCCACAAAAAAAAAAUUUGUCCCAGCCUUACGGUCUGCAUAAAUUCCUCUUUCUCAUUAUGUACAAGAAAACAGCCUAGGAAAUAAAUUCUGUCAUGGAAUGGUCUCGUUGGCCCAGGUUCAAUUGCGAGGGUGGUUGCUUGGGAAGGCCAGGCGAGAGAAGGUCGCUUGAUGGCGCCGAAAGUGACGGACGCCAUGUGAUGGAUGAUGGGAUUUUCAUUGCAUUACAUACUGGAAUACCUAGCUCAGGCUGGCGGGCUCUUGGCUCGCGCGUUGCAAGAGGGCAAGUGAGGGGAAUAUUUCCCCUCCGUGGCUUUUCGGUCCUUCUUGAGUUUAUACACUUUGCAUUCGCGUCCUUCAUACUUUCUGCUGCGCGCCGCAAUUUCCUGGUCGUGUCACGAUUCACGGGGAGGACGAGGGCGAGUACAAGUACGCACGUUUCCCAACUUCCGCAGGAGCGACGGGAUUUCUUCACCUUUGGAAUCGCGAUUGGGAUUGAGUGAAUUUGAGGCUAAGGUUGCGUCGACUCAUCUCGCGACCCCUCUUCUUGCUUCAACCUUCAACCCUCCACCUUCCACCGCCCCUCUUCCUUUGUUACCACAACACAACUCAACUCAACUCGUAACCUCCUUCUCACGACCGAUUCUCCGCCCACAGCAAGCAAGCAAGAAAGCAAAAAUGGCAUCCCUCAUCAC
Messenger RNA from Hyaloscypha bicolor E, 780 nucleotides. RefSeq lists its product as uncharacterized. The transcript has a single exon. The record is from RefSeq and is a predicted model, not a curated record. Lineage: Eukaryota; Fungi; Ascomycota; Leotiomycetes; Helotiales; Hyaloscyphaceae. The coding region runs from base 181 to 588 and encodes 135 amino acids.